AUGACUGUGGGCCCGGCGGCUUGUUUUCAUUGGGGUCUUCUGCCUAUUUCAUCUAUGUCUACGCCAAAUUUGCAGAAGGCAAUUGACCUUGUUACAAAGGCAACUGAAGCUGAUAAAGCAAAGAAUUAUGAAGAAGCUCUUCAUGAAGCAUAUUCAGAUAAAUCCAAAGAAACUAUUCGUGAAAAAUGUGUAGCAUAUUUAGACAGAGCAGAGAAAAUCAAGGAAUAUAUAUCUUCGGGAAAAAAGAAAUCGCUGUGA
Protopolystoma xenopodis is the source of this 258-nucleotide messenger RNA. The record is from the annotation of a GenBank genome assembly. Lineage: Eukaryota; Metazoa; Platyhelminthes; Monogenea; Polystomatidea; Polystomatidae.